CUAAAAAGUAGUCUUCUGUUCUGGUAGAUGAUAAUUUUGAUACAAAGUUAAAUACUUAAAUAGAUUACAAAUUUUUCUAACUUGACUUAUUCCUCAUCAUGUCGAAGUUAACUCUUCUAUCAUUUAUUUGCCUCGCGUCGGUUUAUUUUUUAGGUGCCGGAGGCCACCUGAGUAGCGUGAACAGAAGGACAAGAAGUAGGGAGUGGUCGGGCGCCGAUGGUGAAGGUUUCCACUCCUCUACUUCCCAGUACAACCAUCGGUGCUCGCCACUCACUGAUGGCAUUCACCCGAUUAUGAAAGGGAUCUGCUCGGCCGAUCUGCUGAACGCCGUGAAGAGAGCUUGUUCUGAUCCCAGCUACAAAAUGGAGAGCAAUGCUGACAUACCAUCGAACUUCGACGAUGAUUUCUACGUGAGAUUGGACAGGGAGGAGUUCAUCGAUGAGAUCGCCCAAAACGAGGACGAGAAGAAGAACGCCCUCUCCAUGUACGACAUCUACAAAGUCGACCCCAAGGUGUCCGUAGAAAGAAGUCUGUGGUGCGACUGUUGCGUGCACGAAUGCACCGCGGACCACCUUCGGGGGCACUGCAGCGUACUGAACAGGCAGAUCAGUUUCCAGGAAUUUCAGAAUCUGUUCGUGAGGCACCGAGAUUAUUACGAUUGGUGGGUGCCUAGAAAUUUUGACAUCACUCCAUCUUCUCGCUCGGAUGAAAAUGAAGACGCGGACGGAAGGCAGGAAGCUGCAAAUGACAUCACCUCCCGGGAUGAUUACUUCAUGGACUCCAACUUGCCAAACGGAAGAGAACGUUGAUUGCAGCCCUAACUACAACUUCUUCUGCUUCGAACGCUUAUUUCGUUCAGUUUUUAAACGAUGACAAAUAAUUACAUUGAUUUCAAAAACUCUCUUUGAAAUCUGUUUCUGUUAAGUAUUCAUUUUACAGCUAAUAAAAAUAUAAAUUCAGCAUUCA
Messenger RNA from Helobdella robusta, 966 nucleotides. RefSeq lists its product as hypothetical. The transcript has 3 exons. The record is from RefSeq and is a predicted model, not a curated record. The coding region runs from base 99 to 809 and encodes 236 amino acids. NCBI's taxonomy places the organism in Eukaryota, Metazoa, Annelida, Clitellata, Rhynchobdellida, Glossiphoniidae.